AUGUCGCAGAUCGUAGUCAUCGGCGCGGGCGUGAUCGGUCUGAGCACCGCCGUAAGACUCCAGCAAGAAGGAAACCAGGUCACGAUUGUAGCCAGGGACUUUCCGAGCCCAUUCGAGACCAUUGAUGCCAAGGCUUCGGUCAACUACACAUCGCAAUGGGGCGGGGCGCACAAUCGAUGGGUGAUACCGGCUAACAAGAUGGACGAGCGUGAUCACGCCAUGGCUCUGAGAACAUUCCGGCAUAUGGAGUCGCUCUUCAAAAGCAAUCCCGAGGCGGGCAUCACUUUCAUGCCCGGUAUCGAGUACCUCGAGGAUCCUCCAGAGCAAUAUAAGGCGCUCACGGAGGAGAAAGCCAAAAGCCUUGGGUUGGUCGAGUUCAGGCGUCUGAGUCCCAGCGAGUUUCCCGAUGACAAGGUGAAGUGGGGUUGCGAGUAUAAGACAUGGUGUGUCAACCCCAUGAUUUACUGCUCGUUCCUCUUGCGUAAGUUCGCAUGGAACGGAGGCAAGGUGAUUCGCAAAGAGCUCAGCGACCCUCUUGAGGUCUUUGGUAUCAAGGAGCUGUCAGACGCACGGACAGUCGUCAAUUGCUCUGGCUUCGGAUUUGGUGACAAGAACUCGUUCAUCACUAGAGGGCAAACUUGUGCAGUGGCCAACUUCAGCCCGGCAACAGUGACGCGACAGAAUGCGGAUGGAUCUUGGACAUUUUGUGUGCCUCGAAACUUUGACGGCGGUACCAUAGUUGGAGGCACCAAGGAGCCAGACAAUUGGGACGUUGAGCCAUCGCUAGAAUUGCGGGAACAGAUCCUGAAGACCUUUGCUGCCACCUACCCUGCCAUUCUGGGUGACAGCGGCGAAUAUCGCGUUCUCAAAGACGUUGUUGGCCGUCGACCUACGCGCAGAGGAGGCUUGAGACUUGAGCGAGAGGAUGCAAGUGAUGGCCGGACCAUCAUCCACGCAUAUGGGCUUGGUGGAAGAGGAUUCGAGUUGUCCUGGGGCAUGGCCGAGGGCGCCCUCGGGUUGCUUCAAGAUCAAAAACCCAGAGCGCGUCUGUAG
This is a messenger RNA of Colletotrichum chrysophilum, 1053 nucleotides long. RefSeq lists its product as uncharacterized. The transcript is spliced from 3 exons. The record is from RefSeq and is a predicted model, not a curated record. Gene Ontology annotation, molecular function: FAD binding; D-amino-acid oxidase activity. Lineage: Eukaryota; Fungi; Ascomycota; Sordariomycetes; Glomerellales; Glomerellaceae. The coding region runs from base 1 to 1053 and encodes 350 amino acids.